CAGCAACCCUUCAUUGAAAAUUCAUUUACGUUAUACGCAGACGAAGGGAGGAAAUUUAUUGAUUUCGUGCAAAAUAUUUUUUGUAAUUUUUCCAAUAAGAAAAAGGAAAUAUUGUGGUUGAUUUUUUUUUUAAAUAUAUAUUUUAAGAAAUUAUUUGUUAAUUUUGUAAAACGUAGCUAAUAUUUGAAGAAAAACGAGAGAUGGCUGAUACGGAAUUUGAAGAAUUCCGAAAAACAUUUGAAAAUAUUUCAUUAAAAAGGAAGAACAGCAUAGCACCUUUUUAUUCACUUAUACCUGGUUUAGAUGAGCUUGAUGAUUCUACAUCACCAAAAAGCGAUUCGGAUCUUGAAGAAAACAAUUGUGGCGGAAAUACUCAAACCCAAAUUAGAAAACAAAGUAUUACUCAUCAUAAUGAACAAUUGGAUAAUAAUUGUGAAGUUGAAGAUGAUGAAAUCGGUGAUGGUCUAAAAACAAUAACAAAAGUAUCACAACAAUUAUCUGGUGAAAGUGAUUCAACAGUUUCAUCAAAUUCAGCACAAUUGGAAAGAACUAAUUCAAUACAAUCUAUAUGUGGCGAACGUCGACGAAGAAAACUUCCUGAAAUACCAAAAAAUAAAAAACCAUCUUUGGUAUUUCUUUGUGGCCAAACUACUUUAGCUGAUGAACUAAGCGGUCGAUCACAAACCAUUAUAUUUACUCAACAUCAGCAUCAUCAACAUAAUCAUCAUCAUAAUCAUAGCAAUAUGAAUCAAACAAAUCUUCAAAAAUCAUUUUUAUCUCACAAAUGUGGUUAUUUGUUAGAUGAGGAUUCUAGUCCUGAUUCAGAGCGAAUGCAAAGUUUCGGUGAUGUCGAUAGUGGUCAUAGCACGACACAUUCUCCAAAUGAUAUGAAGAGUAUGUCACCUCAAUUAUCAUCACCCCAAUCACAUUCACCAUUUCCACAAGGUUUCGGAGGUGUUGCUUUUGGUCAAAUUGGAAUGUUGGAAGCAACACACAGAGGUUUACAUAAAUUUAUUCCGCGUCAUCAUGAUGAAAUUGAAGUUGAAAUCGGUGAUCCAAUUUAUGUACAAAAAGAAGCUGAAGAUUUAUGGUGUGAAGGAGUUAAUUUAAGAACUGGACGUCAAGGAAUUUUUCCUUCAGCAUAUGCAGUUGAUUUGGAUUAUAAUGAUUUUGAUCCAACAGCAAAUCAAGUAAAAAAAGAACGUUAUUUGUUAGGAUAUUUAGGUUCAGUAGAAACAUCAGCUCACAAAGGUACAGGAGUAGUUUGCUCAGCUGUUCGGAAAAUUUUAGGCGAAUAUGGUGAUACACCAUGUGGACAACCAUGCAUAUUAGAAGUAUCUGAUCAAGGUUUAAGAAUGGUUGAUAGAUCAUCCCCUCAAGGCAAAAAAGAAAAGAAACCGUGUAUUGAUUAUUUCUACUCACUAAAAAAUGUUUCAUUUUGUGCAUUUCAUCCACGUGAUCAUAGAUACAUUGGUUUUAUUACAAAACAUCCAACAGUUCAACGUUUUGCUGUUCAUGUUUUCAAAGGGAAUGAUUCAACAAGACCAGUUGCUGAAGCCGUAGGGAGGGCUUUUCAGCGUUUUUAUCAAAAAUUUAUUGAGACAGCAUACCCUAUUGAAGAUAUUUAUAUAGAAUAAAUUACUAAAACAGUAUUUUUAAAUGCAAAGACCAUUACAUAUUAUUGAGAUUAGUAAAAAUGGAAUGGUAUAUUAUGCGGUUAUAGCUUCUAUUUUGAAAAUUAAAAAGUAUUUAUACAAUUACAUAUUAUUUAUUUAUGAACUUUCUACAAGUUUAAAAAAGACUUUUAAAUAUUAAUUUUUUGUAAAUAUUUAUUUUAUUUAAAAUAAAAGAAAAAAAAUGUAUUAGUAAUAUAAUAUAAUAAUUUCCAGUAGCUUUAAUUAUAUAAGAACCUGACAACAUUUAAUUAAUCUUAUAUACAGAAAAAAACAAAAAAAAACUCAAAAUAAUGUUUCCAAAACAUUUUAGUCUCAAAUACGAUAAGUUAUAAUUAAUGAUCAAUUCCAAUAUUUUCUCUUUGGGUUAUUUUUUUAAUUUUAGUAAGUUAUAAUAAUGAUAAUCCCACUUUUAAGACCAGAAUGUUAAUGUAAUCUAACUUUUAAUACUAAAUUUGCAUGAAAAUUCAAAUUCAUAUUAAAUUAUUAAAGAAAUUCGUGUUUUGAUAAGGAAAUUGCCAUUACUAAUUCUAUUAUUUUAAAAAAAUAAUAAUGGCUGGUUCUGAAAAAUGUGUUCUGUUAAAAUUUAUUAAUUAAUUUGAAAUUAGUAACUAAUAGCUUGAAAAGUUUUUAUUAAACAAACACAUAUUCGAGUAUGCAAAAUUAUGCCUUUUGUUUCAAAAUGCAAAGCUAUAUCAAUAUAUAAAAUUAUUUAAUUCCGUUCUUAAUAUUUUUUGAGGUACGUACAUUAUAAAUCAUAUUUCUUUUUCAAAUAAUAUAACUAA
This is a messenger RNA of Condylostylus longicornis, 2458 nucleotides long. RefSeq names its product JNK-interacting protein 1 (gene Aplip1). Lineage: Eukaryota; Metazoa; Arthropoda; Insecta; Diptera; Dolichopodidae. Bases 201 to 1637 code for a protein of 478 amino acids. Gene Ontology annotation, molecular function: protein binding. Gene Ontology annotation, cellular component: cytoplasm. Gene Ontology annotation, biological process: regulation of JNK cascade. The transcript is spliced from 5 exons. The record is from RefSeq and is a predicted model, not a curated record.